AUGAGAUCUGCUGGACCAUUGUCGCACCAGCAGUCUGCAGCAGCAAUGCUGUACAUGCUCACAGAAGUGCAUGAUGACUUCUCAACUAUUGGUCAGGGCGGCCUCUUCGUCGGCUACUUUGGCUUCCAGACUGGCAUGGCGUUUUUGAUGAAGCAAGUGCUGUCCAAAGUCCAGGUGGCCAAAGACCUCUUCGGAGUGCCAGCCCCUUUCUUCGUGGUCAGUACGCAGCAGACGGUGAGCUUCUGCAUCAUUCUGUCGAUCUUGGCAGGAAGCCGAUUGAUUGGUCGACCCCUUCGGAUAAAGAAAUUGGAGCUGAGCCGAGUGGGUCUGGUGCUAGCCUUGAGCCUUUGCUUUUCGCUGAACACGGGCUUCAACCUGCUGGCCAUGUCGCUGAUCCCACUGUCGCUCUUGAUGAUCAUCAGAGCGUGUUCGCCCAUCACCACUUCGCUCAU
This is a messenger RNA of Cladocopium goreaui, 452 nucleotides long. The record is from the annotation of a GenBank genome assembly. NCBI's taxonomy places the organism in Eukaryota, Dinophyceae, Suessiales, Symbiodiniaceae.